AAGGCUCCGGCAACCACAGCCGUCGGGUCGCGGAGGCUUUCGCUUUGCCGCCGCGUCUGAGUGGUAGGAGGAGCGGACUGAGCAGCAGGCUCUCGGGACUGCAGGCUUCGGAGGCGCCGAGGGGCGCUCCUAGUGCAGCCUUCCCGGCUCCGGACUUCUCUGCGGAGGCGCCCGUGUCCCCGGGCACCUCGCCUCGGCCCCCAGCGGCCCCGAUGCCGAGGCAUGGAUAGAGCGGCGUUGCGCGCAGCAGCGAUGGGCGAGAAAAAGGAGGGCGGCGGCGGGGGCGCCUCGGCGGCCGCGGACGGGGGCGCAGGGGCCGCCGCCAGCCGGGCGCUGCAGCAGUGCGGCCAGCUGCAGAAGCUCAUCGAUAUCUCCAUCGGCAGUCUGCGCGGGCUGCGCACCAAGUGCUCAGUGUCCAACGACCUCACGCAGCAGGAGAUCCGGACACUAGAGGCAAAGCUGGUGCGGUACAUCUGUAAGCAGCGGCAGAGCAAGCUGAGCGUGACCCCAAGCGACAGGACCGCCGAGCUCAACAGCUACCCGCGCUUCAGUGACUGGCUGUACAUCUUCAAUGUGAGGCCUGAGGUGGUACAGGAGAUCCCCCAAGAGCUCACACUGGAUGCCCUGCUGGAGAUGGACGAGGCCAAAGCCAAGGAGAUGCUGCGGCGAUGGGGGGCCAGCGCUGAGGAGUGCAGCCGUCUACAGCAAGCCCUCACCUGCCUUCGGAAGGUGACUGGCCUGGGAGGGGAGCACAAAGAGGACUCUGGUUGGAGUUCAGCAGAAGCACGAGAAAGUAGCUCUGGGCCUUCAGUGGACAUGCUCUCCUCGCUGGGCAGAGCGGGUGCCAGCUCUCAAGGACCCCGUUCCAUCUCCGUGUCUGCCCUGCCUGCCUCAGACUCUCCAGUCCCCGGCCUCAGUGAGGGCCUCUCGGACACCUGUAUCCCCUUGCACACCAGUGGCCGGCUGACCCCCCGGGCCCUGCACAGCUUCAUCACACCCCCUACCACACCCCAGCUACGACGGCACGCCAAGCUGAAGCCACCAAGGACACCCCCGCCGCCAAGCCGCAAGGUCUUCCAGCUGCUCCCCAGCUUCCCCACACUCACACGGAGCAAGUCCCACGAGUCCCAGCUGGGAAACCGAAUCGAUGAAGUUGCCCCGAUGAGGUUUGAACUUCCUCAUGGAUCCCCACAGCUGGUACGAAGGGACAUCGGGCUCCCAGUGACACACAGGUUCUCCACAAAGUCAUGGUUGUCGCAGGUCUGCAAUGUGUGCCAGAAGAGCAUGAUGUUCGGCGUGAAGUGCAAGCAUUGCAGGUUAAAGUGUCAUAAUAAGUGCACAAAGGAAGCCCCCGCCUGCAGGAUAUCCUUCCUCCCACUAGCCAGGCUUCGGAGGACAGAGUCUGUCCCCUCAGAUAUCAACAACCCAGUGGACCGAGCGGCAGAGCCCCAUUUUGGAACCCUGCCCAAGGCCCUAACCAAGAAGGAGCACCCUCCAGCCAUGAACCUGGACUCCAGCAGCAACCCAUCCUCCACCACGUCCUCCACACCGUCAUCGCCGGCGCCUUUCCUGACCUCAUCUAACCCCUCCAGUGCCACCACACCCCCCAACCCAUCACCUGGCCAGCGGGACAGCAGGUUCAACUUCCCAGCUGCCUACUUCAUUCAUCAUAGACAGCAGUUUAUCUUCCCAGUGCCGCCUGCUGGUUGUCGCUGGAACUACCUCCUCGCUGCAGAAAGUUUGAAGGAAAAACUUUCAGACAUUUCAGCCUGUCCUCAGGCAGCCCCGUUGUCCAGCACAGCCGACAGUACGCGGCUCGACGACCAGCCCAAAACAGAUGUGCUGGGUGUUCCCGAAGCAGAGGCUGAGGAGCCUGAGGCUGGCAAGUCAGAGGCAGAAGAUGAUGAGGACGAGAUUGAUGACCUCCCCAGCUCCCGUCGGCACUGGCGGGGCCCCAUCUCUCGGAAAGCCAGCCAGACCAGCGUGUACCUGCAAGAGUGGGAUAUCCCCUUUGAACAAGUGGAACUGGGCGAGCCCAUUGGGCAGGGCCGUUGGGGCCGUGUGCACCGAGGCCGUUGGCAUGGCGAGGUGGCCAUUCGGCUGCUGGAGAUGGACGGCCACAACCAGGACCACCUGAAGCUGUUCAAGAAAGAGGUGAUGAACUACCGGCAGACCCGGCAUGAGAAUGUGGUGCUCUUCAUGGGGGCCUGCAUGAACCCACCCCACCUGGCCAUUAUUACCAGCUUCUGCAAGGGGCGGACAUUGCAUUCAUUUGUGAGGGACCCCAAGACGUCUCUGGAUAUCAACAAGACCAGGCAGAUCGCCCAGGAGAUCAUCAAGGGCAUGGGGUAUCUUCAUGCAAAAGGCAUCGUGCACAAGGACCUCAAGUCCAAGAAUGUCUUCUAUGACAAUGGCAAAGUGGUCAUCACAGACUUCGGGCUGUUUGGGAUCUCGGGCGUGGUCCGAGAGGAACGGCGAGAGAACCAACUGAAACUGUCACACGACUGGCUGUGCUACCUGGCCCCCGAGAUUGUACGGGAAAUGAUACCCGGAAGGGACGAGGACCAGCUGCCCUUCUCCAAAGCCGCCGAUGUCUAUGCGUUUGGGACGGUGUGGUAUGAACUGCAGGCAAGAGACUGGCCCUUUAAGCACCAACCUGCCGAGGCCUUGAUCUGGCAGAUUGGAAGUGGGGAAGGAGUAAAGCGCGUCCUGGCGUCCGUCAGUCUGGGGAAGGAAGUCGGAGAGAUCCUGUCUGCCUGCUGGGCUUUCGACCUGCAGGAAAGACCCAGCUUCAGCCUGCUGAUGGACAUGCUGGAGAAGCUACCCAAGUUGAACCGGCGGCUCUCCCACCCUGGGCACUUUUGGAAGUCGGCUGAUGCUAACAGCAGCAAAGUCAUGCCCCGCUUUGAAAGGUUUGGCCUGGGGACCCUGGAGUCCAGUAAUCCAAAGAUGUAGCCAGCCAUGCACGUUCAUGCAGACAGCGUCUUCCUUUCUGAAACAUGAUGACGAGACAUGCAAACCACCACAAGGAAUCAGAAACAUUGCAUCCCAGGCUGCGGACUAGGAGCGUGACUCCUCCAUGAAGAACGCGCAUCACCGUGUGUGGAGCUCGGGAUUGCAGCCGUCCACGCGACCCCAGAUGAUACCGCCACAGCCAGUGUUUACACAGAGGUUUCUGCCCAGCAAGCUUGGUAUUUUACAGUACGUAAGGAUAAUUCUGCAGAAGGGUGCUGGCACUGUGGAGCAGCAGCAGUGCCUCCCCUCCCCCUUCCGGAGGGGCCCAGGGCUGAGCCAGAUGGAAGAAGAAAAGCAAAAGGCAGCAUAAAUGUGGCCGUUCUGG
Messenger RNA from Rattus rattus (black rat), 3340 nucleotides. It is a transcript of the gene Ksr1, whose product is annotated as kinase suppressor of ras 1. Gene Ontology annotation, molecular function: ATP binding; protein kinase activity. Gene Ontology annotation, biological process: protein phosphorylation. The transcript has 21 exons. NCBI's taxonomy places the organism in Eukaryota, Metazoa, Chordata, Mammalia, Rodentia, Muridae. The record is from RefSeq and is a predicted model, not a curated record. Bases 223 to 2955 code for a protein of 910 amino acids.